This is a messenger RNA of Cataglyphis hispanica, 870 nucleotides long. RefSeq lists its product as uncharacterized. Lineage: Eukaryota; Metazoa; Arthropoda; Insecta; Hymenoptera; Formicidae. The record is from RefSeq and is a predicted model, not a curated record. Bases 75 to 740 code for a protein of 221 amino acids. The transcript is spliced from 3 exons.
CUAACAUUCGAAUUUUGUAUAACGCGAACAGUACUGGAUGAUCCAAGACAAUCGGAUCAAAUUGCAAUUUAGAGAUGCAUCUGCAUCGUAGUGAAGCACAUUGGAUCGCGCUAAUUCUCAUAAUUACGUGUGGGAUCUCGUGGGCAAGCACGCAAUGCAAGACGAUCGUGAUGGAUGUACAUAUGAAAAAAUGCAGGCUCGGUGUUAGAGCCAAGCGGGGCUUGGAGAAAUUCGAUCUCCGGAAGUACGACGAGAAAUACGAAUGGAAGAGACAAGAACAAGCCGACUACCCCAGAGUGAAUGACUCAGCAUCUCAUGGCGUUCCGCAGAAAAGGCAGCUGUCAUCCGGACUAGUCGCCGGCGAUAUCACCCUGCCAAUUGUACUGGCGGCUAUAAAUGACGCUGCCAAAGCCAGGGCGCACAUCGUAUCCGGGACAGGAUAUUACGAUCCCGGUCCAAGACCUAUUUUCGAUCGGUCAGGAUAUUAUUCCUUGGUGCCUUAUCCGCUCGGCAAGAGGAGUGUUACACCCUUCCGCGUUCCGGCCUUUAACGACGAUCUCGAUCUCAAUGACGAAGAAUUGGACGAACUGUAUAAAGAUAUGUACGAAAGAUCACCAAGAGCUUCAAAAGAAGAGACUCGGAAAGUUUUCUUGGAAACAGCAUCAAAAUGCUGCCAAAAUGUCGACAAGUGCCUUAAAGAAACAACGCACAUACCUUGUUUAGCAAGUCAAAUGUCUUAGGAUUAAGAAUUGAUGAACUUUCGAAAUCAGCGUUUCCUUAAAACAAUAUAUAAAUAAAAUUGUAUAAAACUCAAUAUAUUAUUUUAUAUUUGUUACAAUUACUAAAUUAGUUUUUUUUUUUUAUUUCAAA